Molecule: messenger RNA, 522 nt
Organism: Pyricularia pennisetigena
Lineage: Eukaryota; Fungi; Ascomycota; Sordariomycetes; Magnaporthales; Pyriculariaceae
Exons: 1
Coding region: 1-522 (173 amino acids)
Source: RefSeq, a predicted model, not a curated record
AUGUUUUCGCCGAUAAAAUUGAAAUACCAGCAAAAAAACGCAAAACUACGUUAUAGCAACAUAUCCCGGCAAAUUUUAAUUACCGGUUAUUACAAAACAGCAAAAACCCCAAAAUAUUUUAUGAAAAAUUCGCAAAUUUGGUGGCCGAUACAAUUUACAGUAUUUAGCGAACGUAUCGGGAACGAAAGGAGCGAAAAUAAAAGAAUCGCGGUAAAAAUAAAAAAAAAAUACCCCUAUAACCCAGACAAAAACAGGAAAAGCAAUCGAGGACGUUAUUACGAAUCCAAUAACCCGAAUAAAGGGAAAAAAAACGAUAUAAUACCUAAAAUAACAAAAAUUACAGGACGUGGUUUAACAAAAUCUAAAAAAAUUGUUUAUUGGGAAACCAACAUUUGUUUCGCGUACGGGAAAAAAGGACAUAAAUUAUUUGAAUGCCCCAAUAAAACGAAAAUAAUCAAAAUUUUGGAUUUUAAAAAUAACCACAAUAUUAAUAACGAGCAAAAACUAUCGGGAAAAAAGUAA